Molecule: messenger RNA, 826 nt
Organism: Teleopsis dalmanni
Lineage: Eukaryota; Metazoa; Arthropoda; Insecta; Diptera; Diopsidae
Exons: 2
Coding region: 6-665 (219 amino acids)
Source: RefSeq, a predicted model, not a curated record
UUAAAAUGGCUCUUCCACAUACCAAUAUUUUUAGGGAAUUAAUUGAAGACUACAAAAGCAAACGGUGUUUGUGGGAAGUGAAAAAUGACGCUUAUAAAAAUAAAUACUUAAAAUCGCAAGCGUGGAAUAAGUUAUUACGAAGGUACAAAGAAACUUUUCCAGAUGCCACAUUAGGAGAUUUAAAAAAAAAAAUUAAUGGUAUGCGGAAUUGCUAUAGGCGAGAACUCAAUAAAGUAAAAAAAAGUAAAAAGUCUGGUGCUGGUGCGGUAAAUUUGUAUGUGCCAACAUUAUGGUAUUAUAAAGAUCUUCAAUUUUUACAGGAGCAUGAGUGCCAAGUCACAGAUGUAGGCACUUCGGAUAUUAAGCAGCUGGAAGAUAAGACUACUUAUGAACCGCCCCGUAAAAGGAAAAUGCAUCACACAGAUUUUUUAGCAAAAGCUGUACAGCAUCACCAAGCACAACGUGAAAACACUACAAGAGACGAUGCUGACAUUUAUAGACAAUCUUGGUCAGCAACAUACCGCAAAUUAUCAUAUGAACAACAAAUACUCGCCAAGCUGGGAAUAGAGAAGCUGCUCGCGGACGGACAAAUGAAUAAACUGACUUACGAGUCAGUAGCAUAUAUUGGAAUUCCUCCACAAACAAUAGCAGCACCAUGGCAAUAAAGUUAUGCUGUAACACUAAGCCAGGAUCCACUUGUGCAGAGACAAGUUCGAAUUAUGCUUUCGCCAUACUCAACCCAUACUUGAAGUUCAGCAAUUAGUCCAAGAGGGGUCUAUAUUAAUUCAAGUAGCCCAUUAAUGACUCCCUGGUCAACACUCGAUUC